AUGUCCUCUGGUCAACCUCUUGACCCAUACUGGCCGGUUCCGCCGCCAUCCACCUCUUCCGUUCCCGCAACGUCCGAACUGUUUGGCUCGACGUACGCGAUGCUCAGCGACAAUGCCACGUAUCCGGAUCAUUGGACCAGCAAGCAGGUCACACAGAGCAUUCUGUUCGAGCAACCGCAAAUCCAACCGCUUGUCACGGGUAACUCUUACGAUCCGCCGGUGCGCUUUGAUCCACCCUACACCUACCGGACUGCUGCCGCGAGUUAUAUGCCGGCUGCGCUCACCGCCGCCGCACAGCAAUACUAUCCGACACGAACGGCCGGCGCUUACACCGCCGGACAACAGUUCUACGCGCCCACGUUGCCGAAUCCGCAACAGAUUCUUCUUGCGGCACACGCCGCACAGGCCACUCAGGCUGCUAACCAACAAGUGUUGAGGCCUGAACCCCUUCGGCCCGGUGUCACGACGACGAAAACGAACGGCAGCCAGUUUGGACGGGCGAAUGGAGUGCAUCGCAGUUCGAGCAACAGCUCCGCCGAGACGACGACGAUGACGAUGCGCCAAAACUCGGGAUCAGUGGCCACCGUUUCGCCGUCCGAUGAUGUAAGUUUUUGAUUGGAAUGGGGGGGGGAGGGCUAGGUGUAGGCGCUGAUCUUUUGAAACAAACGUUCUAUGAAGCAAGAAAGGUAGUCGGACUAGUGUCUGCGUGGGUUUAGGCACGCUCAAGAUGAAGAUGAACGGUAGUUUUGAUAGCAGGUGACAAUGAUAACGUUUGAGAGGUGAGGCGAUUAAAGUGGACAUGAAGUUUGAUCAAAGACAGGAGAGGGGGAUGGUUUAGUGAUGUACUGGUAAUAUACUUGGCCACCAAGAACUUCCCUUCACCAAUCAUACUCCACAUUUCAGAACUCUCUAAACAGCCCCGCGCUGACGUCAUCCGGCUCCGCAGCAUCCGGGACCCCACCCCUUGGAUCCGAAAUGAACGCCACCGACCUUGAAAGCGCGGACGAGGAGCGAGUAAUGUGUAUGGCAUGCCGUGGCGUCUACCCAUCCCGCCGCAGCCUAACCGGCCACAUUGGGCGAAACGAGAAGUGUCGCGAGAUCAUCGGUCGAAACUAUCUGGACGCGCUGGCCAGCGGCACAAAUCCUCCGAUACCGGGCACUGACGCCGCGAUCAAGUCGGGCGCAAUAACCACCGGAGCCGACGGAAUGAGUCCUGUUUGUCCGUAUUGUGACCGGUUCAUCAGUCAUUACAAAGGCAACAUUCGGAGGCAUAUAAAUCAGUGCUGCAAGAGUGCCGAACCGUUGAAACGGGUUCGAGUGGAGCAGGGAGAGAAGGCGGCGCCAAAGAAGAAGGUGAAGAGAGAAGAGCCGAACCUGCACCCGUAUGAGUUUCCCACUUCCACGGACCAGGACUCGAGUUCUUUAAGCAAUGGACUUUUGGGUUCUCCGAAAUUGUCAUCGCCUUCCAGUUCGUUUUACGGAACUAAUGGCUCUUCGGAAAUGUGCUCACCGAACGAGUAUUCGAAUGGACCCUACGAUCACUUCUCGACGAAUGGAUUGAACGGACAGCGAAGUCCUCAAGAAGCGGCGGUAAGUGAACUACUUUAUCUUCCUUCAUCCAUACCCCAAAACCCAUUCAGAUUCUUCAAGACGCGUACAUCUGCGAAGAUUGUGACUUUGUGACGGUCUACAAGGGCAAUAUGAAACGCCAUCUGAACACGUGUCAUCCUCAACCCGAGUGCAAAAGUCUGAAAGGUAGUGAGUACAUGACCAUGCGAACAGCGUUCGGGUGGAGAGACUGAAAUGUAGAGAGUAAAGGUUUCAGAAUGGGAUCAAAAGUUGGAGGGAAUGCGCGCUUCAAACCUGGGAAUCAGCGGCGACCGGCUGCAGGAACGGUUGGCAGCACAUAAGGCCAACUCGUCGCGCGGACGGAAGCCGCGGAAGAAGAAGGAGAAUAAUACGUCGGAGGAAGUGAGUCGGAAUCGAGAUCGAACGGUGACACAUUGCAUUCAACUCGUACUUUUACAGAGUGAGCCCAUGGAAUACAAGAUCAUCGACGCGGAUACCGGCGAUGUUCUCGAAGCCGUGGCGCCAACCUCAACGCAGACCAUCGAGGGCUUCAACAAGAAUAACAAUUUUCCGCCUCCACCGCCCCCGCCUCCGGCUUCUCAAUGCAUGUAAAAUCUCCAAAGUAUCUCUUUCGUUUAGUUCUACGUUUACUUUCUUUUCCCGUUCCCCGUUCCUUUCUAUGGUUUCUUCCGCUGCUCAAUUUUCCCUUCAAUACCUGUCCGCCCGUUUCGUUUCCAGUCUAGAAUCCCUCUCAAUGCCCAUACACACACACACAUAUCUUUCAUUCCAUAACUUUCGCCCUUUCUCUAUGCUCAUGACGUACCAUCCAAAUUCUCGUCAUCUCUUUCCUUCUUUCUCUCUCUCUCUCUCUCUCUCUCUCUCCCUAUUGUUGACCAGUGCCAUGUUUUGUGAUUAGCCCGCAAUUCAAUUCAACGAGAAUCGCCUAGUUUAGGUUUUAUUCAAAAAGAACAAGGUUCCAUGGAUGGUUUGUUGUAGGUACAGUACGCCUUCCAGAAUCUUCUCAUUGUUUUUCGUCCUUCGCUAGGUUUCAAUGUUUGCAUACAAAACAAAACGUUUCUCUCCCGGCUUCAUCUUCCGUCUACUGCUGACCUACUCAGGUGCUUCAUUUUCCCUGCUCUAAAGUUGCCACAUCCGGACCCAUCACCCCUGCACUAAUUCUCAAAACUAACUAGGAAACAAUUCAUUUUGACUCUAUUUGACUCCCCUGCCAUCCGCCCCAACAUGAAAUGGUUUUUGCAAUGAAUACAAUAUAUAAACAAGUUCUUCUCUAACUUCGUGGUGAACUAUGAGCAGUCGAGAGCAAGAUCAAGAUCAUAAACAUCAUUGGGAAUUCAUAAAUUCAUAAGAAAUCUAGAAUAUUUGAGAAGAUCCUGAGCACGCAACGCUCAAUCCUCAUAUUCUGCUCAUUUCGACAAGCUACCGGCCAUCGGUCAUGGUGAGUUUGGUGUCUAGUUACGAACAAACUGAACGUCGAUCUUGUUGAGUUUAGUUUGGAUUCAUUCACGAAAGUAUUCGGCAGCUUGUCAUUCGAAAGUACGGUGACGAUGUGUGGGCGCAAGUUUUGUAAGUUUCGAACAAGCUGCGGGCCCCCCAGAACAGAAUAACUUUCGCAGGGAACGUUCGGGAUUUGAGAGCGGCAAGGAGAAUAUUGUGAACCACUACUACUCGGAUACCGAUACCUACGUGCUUGUGGACAGUGUUUCCAUAGUGCUCAGUAAGCCUCUUUCAAAUCCUCUCUUUGCUCAAUCAAUCGUUUUCCAGAAGUGAGCAAAGACCAAGUAUGGGAAAUGUACGGCGGUUUUUUGAUAACGUAUUCGAUGGAAAUCGGAUGGGACGAACUGGUGCGUAGCAUGAGUCCAAACCUCAAAGGAUUUCUCGACAACCUGGAUAGCCUUCACUACUUUAUCGACCACGUCGUCUACAAGGCCAACCUCCGAGGACCGUCUUUCCGUUGUGAGGAGAAUCCUGAUGGCACUCUGCUCCUUCAUUACUUCACCGGACGCCCAGGUCUUUAUCAUAUUGUGAAGGGCGUUGUGAAGGAGGUGGCCAAGUUGGUGUUCAACUUGGACAUUACUCUUGUCGUGCACGGGAGAACGCAGAGAAGUGUGCAUAUGAACAACGGGGAACGAGUUGAGGAACACGUAGUUUUCCUCGUCAAGGUACUGAACAGAGAUAUGUCUUCAUUAGAACUUUAUUCAGAACAUUGGUGAGCCCCGUCGUGAUUCCGAUGGCUCCACAGCCAGCCUUUUGACAUCGUCGGGCCCAGACUUCAGCGAGAUCCUCGAUGACAACUUGCGAAUGUCGCUUGAAGACUUUUCCAGAGCUCUUCCCUAUCAUUUCGUUCUGGAUGAAUCGUGCAAGCUGGUGCAAUGUGGAGCUGAGCUCUAGUAAGUUUGAGAAAAAGUGUUGUGUCAUUUUGAGUGAUUAUUUCAGCAAUCAUAUUCCAAACGAGCUUCUCCAACCAGGAACUCCAAUUUUGCGGAUUUUCGAGAUAAACCGUCCGCAGAUUCCGUUAGACUUUGAAAAUAUUUGCAACUUUAUCAACGCUGUAUUUGUGCUCCAAGUGAAAACGUCGCCACUGAAGAAAAAGCAUAUGGAUGAAAUGACGAAGGAAGAAAGGAAGCAGGAAAUGUAUGUCUAGAAUGAAGAACAAGUGCCGUAGCAAACUUUCAGAGAAUCCAUGGAAGAAACCGCUGUAAGUGAGCCGACGCAAGGAUGUCACCUGAAGCUUAAAGGCCAAAUGAUGAUGUUGUCCACUAAGAAGCAUAUCAUUUACUUGUGCUCUCCGUACGUAACCUCUAUCAAUGAGCUCAUGCAGUUCGGUAUGCGGCUCACGGCAAUGCCGCUUCACGACGCUACCCGCGAUCUGAUACUUCUCAAUCAGCAACGCCUUUCGGACGUCGAAGUAAAGUGAGUAAGAAUGUAACUUUCCUCCCCAUCUAAUUUACCUUUUCAGUCUUCAACUCGAAGCCAACAACGAACAACUGGAGCACAUGAAACGAGAACUAGAGGUGGAACGUCAGAAAACUGACUCAAUUCUCAGAGACAUGCUGCCGAGGAGAAUUGCUCAGCAGUUGCUCAGCGGCGAGCACAUUGAGCCGUGCGAGUACGAAGCCACAGUCAUGUUCUGCGACCUUCCUGCAUUCCAGCAAAUCAUUCCAGUUUGUCCGCCCAAAGAUAUUGUGAAGCUACUCAACGAGGUGUUCUUCAAACUGGACCGCAUUGUCGUCCUCCGUGGCGUCUACAAAGUCGAGACGGUCUCCGACAGCUACCUGAGCGUCUCCGGCAUUCCGGAUUUCACCUUGGAACACGCUGAAAACAUGUGCCACGUGGCGUUGGGUAUGAUGUGGGAAGCGCGUACUGUUGUGGAUCCUGUCAACAAGUCGCCGUUUCUUCUGCGAAUCGGCCUACACUCCGGCACCAUUAUAGCCGGGGUCGUCGGCACAAUGAUGCCGCGCUAUUGUCUGUUUGGAGAGACCGUCACUCUCGCUUCACAAAUGGAGUCACAGGGAGUUGCGGGAAAGAUUCAGUGCAGCAAAUGGACGUAUGAGAAAGCCAUCGAGACGGGAAGAUUCGAAUUUGCGCCGAGAGGACGGAUUACUGUAAAGGGGAGAGGAGAAGUGGAAACGUAUUUUUUGACGAGAAGCUUGAAGAAAAGUCUCUGGGAGAUAACAGCGCAUGAAAGAGGCAGGUCGAGGUAAAAAUACAUGCGCCUACAAUGUCCUUUUGCCCAGAUAUCAACGUGAACAGCAUAGAAGGCUACGAAGAGCUCGAGACGUUCAUUGAAAAUGCUCAAGCGUCUGCGUCUUCAAAACCAGCGGAAAGUCUUCCAAGACCUGGUCAACAUAACUCGCCAACCUGCACUAUUGCUUAA
This is a messenger RNA of Caenorhabditis sp. 36 PRJEB53466, 5464 nucleotides long. The record is from the annotation of a GenBank genome assembly. NCBI's taxonomy places the organism in Eukaryota, Metazoa, Nematoda, Chromadorea, Rhabditida, Rhabditidae.